This is a messenger RNA of Dendroctonus ponderosae (mountain pine beetle), 1447 nucleotides long. Its product is annotated as venom serine protease-like. The transcript is spliced from 9 exons. The record is from RefSeq and is a predicted model, not a curated record. Gene Ontology annotation, molecular function: serine-type endopeptidase activity. Gene Ontology annotation, biological process: proteolysis. The coding region runs from base 153 to 1376 and encodes 407 amino acids. Lineage: Eukaryota; Metazoa; Arthropoda; Insecta; Coleoptera; Curculionidae.
AACCGGUAAAAAUCGCUUCUAAAUUGUAUUAAAAGUAGCCUCGUUUUCGGCUAUCAGAGCUACUUAGGUGGAAAUUAGCGCGGAUCGGUUUGUUGGUUGUGCGUAUCUGCUGAUUAGAAUACUAAACUAAAACAGUUCUACAGACAAGCACUAUGAGUAUGAUACUGUCCAACUUCUGGAACUUUCUAAUGCCGAUGUCAGCGGUGGUGAGCCCAUUGGACCCAAAAUGCAACUACUACCAAGAGCUCGCCAUGGGCGAGCUCUACUAUAUUUUCAAUAACGAGUACCCCCGAAACUACACCGCUGGUUAUUCCUGCCAGUGGAUCGCGAAAAGCCCACUUAGGUCGCAAAUUUUCCUUUCAUGUGAAGAUCUCAACAUGCCGAAGUCUUCUAACUGCCAACACGACCGUUUGGAAAUUAGCUCCAGUGGACCGAAGCACUUGAGCGAAUCGCACACAUAUUGCGGAAGUGGCUCCGUUUCUCUGAUCCUUCAAGGAAGCACCCUAUCAGUGGUUUUGCGGACAAGAUCGCGAUCCCAAGGCGGGCGCUUCUUUUGCGCCAUAACGGCCAUCGAGUCCAACAUAGAGAGUGAUCAAUCCUUCGACAUUCCCAUGGCUGACCGGGGGUGUAAUUGCGGAUGGAAGAACGAUAAAAAGAUUACUGGAGGGCAUGAGACUAGAGUGAAUGAGUACCCGGCAAUGGUCGGAUUGGUGGAUGCUACCCGUAGGAUCUACUGUGGAGGGACCAUCAUUUCCAACACUUACGUUUUAACCGCUGCUCAUUGUGUGCACAAUAGAGACGCGAGAACUCUGUAUGUGCAGGUAGGGGACCAUGAUGUUUCCACAGGAGACGAUACCCCCUACUCAGCUCUAUAUAAAGUGGUGGACUAUGAAAUGGCGGAAGGAUAUAACCCAAUAACCUACGAAGGCGACAUUGCUCUAGUGAAAGUGAACAACAUCAACUUUAAUGAGAAUGUCGGCCCUAUUUGCUUACCAUUUCGGCAUUCCUUCAACAACUACGCAGGAAACUUUGUUACAGCUUUAGGUUGGGGCCAACUGGAAUUCUCUGGAAGACCAUCCGAUACUCUUCAGGAAGUCGAUCUGGAAAUAAUCGCGAACGAAGAAUGCGAACAGUCAGCUUUAGAGCCCAUUCCAAACAGCGAGUUUUGCACUUACACAUCUGGAAAGGACACGUGCCAAUCGGAUUCAGGUGGGCCAUUGCUUUGGCAAAAUCAGUCCAACGGCCGACUGUUUAUAUGGGGAAUUGUUUCGCAUGGUGCGGGCUGUGGAUCGCUCAGUCCUGGAAUUAACACUCGUGUUGCCUCAUUUUUGAAGUGGAUUCAAGACAGAACAGGACAAUUCUUCUGUGUCUUAUAAGCACUGAAACGUCCGGGACCAAAGACACACAUUUGGCUACUGGUGGUAUUUUAAUAAAACCUGCGACAAAA